Molecule: messenger RNA, 360 nt
Organism: Acanthoscelides obtectus
Lineage: Eukaryota; Metazoa; Arthropoda; Insecta; Coleoptera; Chrysomelidae
Source: the annotation of a GenBank genome assembly
AUGUAUAAUAUAUUCUUUUUUAGAAACUAUAAACUCAUCCACAAAAAUCUGCUUAGAUGGGCUAAAGAACAUAGACAAUGGACACCUCAACAAUGGUGUGCAAUACAAUGGAGUGAUGAGGCCCGAUUCGAAGUUUGUGUUGAAUUGCUUUUACCAGUGAUGGAAGAAUGUUUGACAUCCGGCCAAGAUUUUGUGUUUCAGCAAGGUGGUGCAGCGUGCCAUACCUCAAAAAAGGCUAUAAAAUGGAUGGAAGAAAAUAAUGUACCACUUUUGAAAUGGGUUUCUAGCAGUUCAGAUCUGUCACCUAUUGAAACUUUGUGGCACGAGAUAAACAAGAAUUUCAGCCGUAAUAAAAAAUAA